AUGUCCGUGCUGAGCUUCACUGUAGAGUACACCCCCGAGACUAAACCUCGACGUUACGGUCCAUCGGUUGCUUCGGUCAUCACCUUCCUCGCGGUUGUGAACGUGGCCUUCGCUGGCAUCAUAGGAGGCGGUGGCGGUGGUGGACAUGGCGGUGGAUUCGGCGGUGGAUUCGGUGGCGGAUUCGGUGGUGGCGGCCAUGGUGGAGGCGAUGUUCAUGUCUCCUCCGUCUCUUACGUCAAGACGCCCGUCGUGAGCAUCGAUUAUGUCGCCAAGCCAGUCGUUAGUUACGUUGCUAAGCCCGUAGCGACAGUCAGCCAUGCUAUCAAGCCAGUCAUUACAACUUACAGUGUCAGUGGAGGCCACGGUGGCUUGGGUGGCGGAGGCUUUGGAGGUGGUGGCUUUGGAGGUGGUGGCUUCGGCGGUGGUGGCUUCGGCGGUGGUGGUCAUGGUGGAGGACAUGGAUGGUGGUGA
Messenger RNA from Ornithodoros turicata, 471 nucleotides. Its product is annotated as keratin, type II cytoskeletal 1-like. The transcript has 2 exons. The coding region runs from base 1 to 471 and encodes 156 amino acids. The record is from RefSeq and is a predicted model, not a curated record. Lineage: Eukaryota; Metazoa; Arthropoda; Arachnida; Ixodida; Argasidae.